Messenger RNA from Hippocampus zosterae (dwarf seahorse), 3248 nucleotides. It is a transcript of the gene drc4, whose product is annotated as growth arrest-specific 8. Gene Ontology annotation, cellular component: motile cilium; microtubule; Golgi apparatus. Gene Ontology annotation, biological process: flagellated sperm motility. Bases 486 to 1883 code for a protein of 465 amino acids. The transcript is spliced from 11 exons. Gene Ontology annotation, molecular function: microtubule binding; small GTPase binding. The record is from RefSeq and is a predicted model, not a curated record. NCBI's taxonomy places the organism in Eukaryota, Metazoa, Chordata, Actinopteri, Syngnathiformes, Syngnathidae.
GAGUAAAAUCUCUGUUCUGCCGCUGUUCCAGCUCACCUGCGGCGGCGGGUCUGCGUCAGGGCUCGCCUCUGAGCCCUCUCUUGUUUUCUGUGGUGUGAUGGACAGAUCAGGAGUCUCCUUUUGACUAUGAUGUUUGCAGGUAACAUUCUGAUCUGUAAUGACUGUAGGGGGCUGGUGUACGACGAAAUAGAGCGGUGCGACCUGCCAUCUUGUAUGGUUUAGAGACGGCAGCAAUGAUCAGUUGAUGUUACUGAUUAUAUUUUCCGGGGAGGGGGGAGGACUCUCACCCAAUCCCCAAACAAUUCUUUUCGUUUUAGCUGUUGAACUGUCCAAGACUGUAAUCAGGUCCAGUUCUUGGAGUGGAGAACUGCCUUCUAUUGGCGGGUUUGCACACCAAGGAAAAGCUUAUCCUGUUGCCAUGGCAACGCUUGUUUGAAGCAGCUCGGAAUUACGCUUCCAGAUAACUGCAAACGACAUUUGGAAGCAUGUCGCCUAAAAAGAAGAGCUCGGGCAAAAAGUCAGCCAAGGUCAAGCCUGCUGCACUCAUAGAUGGACUCACCACGGACGAGCUGUCCAAGGAGCAGAUGAUAGAGCACAUUGCCAUCCUGCGAGAGCAGCUGGAUAGAGAACAGGAAGAGAGGAACUACUUCCAGCUGGAGCGAGAUAUGAUCCACUCCUUUUGGGAUGUGACCAAGAAGCAACUGAAGGAGGCCGUGGCCCAACUCAGAAAUGAAGAAAAGAAGAUUGAGGAAGAUGAGGGACGCCACCUUGUAGAGAUUAAAGUGUAUAAGCAGAAAAUGAAGCACCUGUUGCGUGAGCACAACAACACCAUGUCUGAGUUGGAAGCAGACCGUGUCACAACUGCUGAGGUGAGAGAGAAAGAACAAGCCCAGCUGGAGAGGGAGCUUCAUAAAAGGACGGCAGCCAUCAGGAAUGACAUACACCAGCUCGACAUUGAAAAUCUUGUCAGUGAGCUGGAGAAGGGACACAAUGAAGAAGUGGCCAAAACAAAGAAGAACUGGGAGGAUCAACUGGCAGUAGGAACAGAGGCCCACUACAAGGAAAAGCUGGAGCUGUUGCAACAGGAGCUGGUCAACAUGAGGAAAAUGGAAGUCCUCAAACAAGAGGAUCAGUGGAACAGUCACAUCAACGCUCUGACCAGAGAUCACGAUCAAAUAUUUGGUGACACACUCACUCUCCUCAAUCAAACCAUGGAACGAGAUUUGUAUCACAAUGAUUCAAUGAAGAAACAAAUAGAAGCCCUAAAGAUGAAACAAAAAGAAAAGGAGAAGAACCUGACUCGCCUUCUAGCAGAAAACGAGCAUCUCAGUAAGCUCCUCCUCGACGUGCAGCACAAAGCUGCUGAAAUUGAGAGAAAGAUGAAGAACCCGAUCCGGGAAGAGGACACCAAAGAAAAGAGAAAAGAAAAGGAGCUCCGUGAUCAGAAACAAGAAUUAGAGCAACUGAAGCAGAAAUUCAGCGAGCUUCAACGGGAACGAGACGAGCUGCGCUUGACCCUCACUCAGAAUAUUGAGCGUCUUCAGAGGGAAGAGGAUGAGAAGAAUGCAAAAAUGGAAGCGAAAGUGAGGGAUAUGACGGACAGCUUGGCAGCGACGGAGGCCAAGUUCUCCACUGUGCUCUUGGACUCUAAUGUGGACCAAACUGCACUCAAAAGCAGCAGAGACGGUGCCGAGGAUAUGAUAGACUCCAGCAAUCAAUCCAUGAAGGAUUUACAAUACAACAUCUCUCGGGCUACCAAGGCCCGUCAGGAUUUAUUCCUGAGGGAUGAGGCAAAGCAAAGAGCUCUUGGUAUCUCUGUGGAGGAACCUUGUGUGACAUAUUCCACAUUUAGGAAUAAAUAUUGGGUGUAUGAUGAAUUUUAGAUCAAAUGACUGAAUCUGUGAUAGGUGAUCUCACUUAGUCUGGUUUUGCUUGACUUGAUGAAUCGAACUAAAUUGAAUAUUACUGAACUAUCAGGUGUACUCUUUGUGCACUCGGAAGAGAAAAGGCAGUAGGGGGCAUGGAAUUGUGCAAAAUGUCUCUGUGAUAUAAAAUAAUAAGGAUUCAGGGCAAUGGUCUACAAAUUGGUGUUUCUCAGCUUUUAUUCAACCAGGUGCAUAUUUUACAUUAAUUUACAUUAUUACAAAUCUCACAACACACUCCCAAUCAAAAAUGUGACAAAAAUUAUAUUUGUAGUUAUUCAUACAAUUGUACUUUCAGAUAGAAGUGAACUGACUUACGAGUUUAUUUAUUUUUAUUUUUUUUAGAUGCAAGCAAUCGUUGGGCUUGCAAGUUUUUUUACAUUAAUUUUAUUUUUUGCUUUAUAUGCGAGGACAAACUUAAGAUUCUAUCGGUUAUUGCUUGCAGUGACUAAACCUACUUCUCAAUAAUCAGCAAGUUCGGCAGAUAGCAUUAGUAAACAAUUCUUUUAAAAAAAACGUUUCAAUCUGUUAAUUGCCACUCCCAGUUGAAGUUUCCUAUCAAACCAAACAUAAAGCAAAAAUAAUUACACAGGUAUUUUUAAAACAAUUAGUGCCUUAGUAAUUUCCCGGCUAGCUUAAUGUUAACACAUAAUGACAGACUCGAUAGACUUUCUAAUGGGUGGCAUCUAUAUCGCGGUGUUAUAACUAUUUUUAACAACAAGCAUCCGAACAUAAAAGGUGGAGCAGCACAUGUAGACAGAUAAUACAACACCACUCAAUCAUAUAUUCCAUAUCUCAUCGAAGAACUAAUAUUAGUGGCCUGCUGAGGAGCUGUAGACCGUCUCCACGUGCAAUCUGUCUGUUUAUUCUGCCCCCAGGUUUUACACGGACCACUGAAAAAGUGGGACAAUCAAAUGAUGCAGUAUGACAAAACCUCUCUCAUUGUAUUUAUUUGUAUUUACUUUUUUUUCUAAGGUACAAUAUGAUAGAGUGCUAUUUUGUCAUUAAAAAAUGGGGCAGGAGGCUGUAAUGGAUAAAUAGUGUUUCAAUUCAUUUCAAUGGGGAAAAGAGUUGAGCUCAUAGAAUGAACUAAACUCAUCUAAAGGCACCGCUGUACUGAAAUAACAAACAGCAUAUUUUCAUUUCCUUACAAAAUGACACUAUGGAGUGUGAACCUAUUCAGUGAAAUGCAAAGCUAUUAUUCUUUUGUGUGGUGAGCCACUGCUUAAUUGUACCUUUUAAGAUUAACCCCUGAUUGAUUCAUUCAUUGUCGAAGAAGUGUGUCUUUUUAUUUUUUUCUUAAUAAAGUACAAAGAACAAUGAUAA